AUGACUCCCGCACAACUCGAGUCUGGUCUGCCUGUUGAGGCCCCAGAUAAGGAAGCAUUGGUCAAACGAAAUCCGUAUGACAACUUCGCAGCAGUUGAGGCCGAGCGAAAGCCGUACAAUCUCGACGAUGAGUGGAAAUUGACCAAAGCCCCGAAUCCAGACUGGAACUUCGGAGAUGGCGCGAAUAACGACAAGUGGAAGAACCACAAAUUCUUGUCAAUCGAUCCCUACGAGGACGGCCGGGAUCUCGUCCUAAACUAUAAGCUCAUGAUAUCGGCAACCAUUCCGCGACCAAUUGCUCUGGCGAGCUCUGUCACAGAAGAUGGAAAGACGCGGAACAUCGCACCGUUUUCGUACUUCCAGUGCGUCACGACAGACGCGAAUGACACCGUGAAGAAUAUUCUUGCCACCAAAGAGUGUUGCAUUAGUUUGACGAGCGACUGGAUCAUUGAAGCAGCGAACUUCACGUCGGUGAACACGCCACCGCACAUCUCAGAGUGGGAGCUUGCUGGUCUAACGCCUAUCCCUGGCGACGUAGUCAAAGUGCCUUAUGUUGGCGAGUCGCCUUACUCCGUGGAGUGCAAGUAUUACUCGCACCAGGACUUUUACAGCAGAGUGGACCCAGGUGUCAAGACAGCAACCCAAAUUAUAGUCGAAAUAGUCAGGUUCCACAUAUGGGAGGAUGCUUUGGGUCCGGAUCGUGCGACAGCAGAUGCGAGGAAGCUCCGGCCUGUUGCUAGGUUAGGUGGAAUCACGUACGGAAAUCUGUUCGAGGGGUUCGAGAUCCCGAGGCCAGAUGCGUUUAGGGCUCUUCGUCAAGACGAGAGGGUUGACAAGAUUCUGAAAGAGCAAGAAAAUCAAGCCCAGCCAAAGAUAUAG
Molecule: messenger RNA, 879 nt
Organism: Neoarthrinium moseri
Lineage: Eukaryota; Fungi; Ascomycota; Sordariomycetes; Amphisphaeriales; Apiosporaceae
Exons: 3
Coding region: 1-879 (292 amino acids)
Molecular function (GO): FMN binding
Source: RefSeq, a predicted model, not a curated record